AUGCUCUUCCAAUAUGCGCAGCUUGGCUCAGACGCCAUUCGACUCAUUCGCUUUCAUACUCGCACCAAAACCAACGAUGUGCAUGUAACACUCGAACACCAAGCGAGAUACUGGGAGCCAGGUGUUCGCUAUUCAGUGCUUUCCUACCAACCUGCUGGGCAGGAUGUAGAUCGGACAGGCAUCACUCUGAAUGGCAGAACAAGAAUGAUCGACUCCAAUGCCUGGAGUGCUCUCGCUGAUGCCGCGAAGACCAGCAAAGAAAACGAUCGUUACUGGCUUAAUGCACUUUGUAUCAAUCAACAAGACAAGGCUGAGGCGAUGGAGCAGCACAGACAAUUGAGACAGAUCUAUGCUGGAGCCGAGAAGGUGGUACUUCGGCUGCAUUCUUCCAGUCACGAUCAAGCACUGGGAGAUUUGGCGAACCAAGCACAGGCUUACAUUGAUCAAGCCACUGAUCGGGAGGCUCUACUUCAGGCAAAGAAACUUGUCGUGGCCCUUGACGAACAACAAAGCGAACUUGAUGCGAAUGAUUUGAAAGAUGUUUCACGUGCUAUCCGAGAGUCGCUGUGA
Messenger RNA from Cercospora beticola, 570 nucleotides. RefSeq lists its product as uncharacterized. The record is from RefSeq and is a predicted model, not a curated record. Lineage: Eukaryota; Fungi; Ascomycota; Dothideomycetes; Mycosphaerellales; Mycosphaerellaceae.